GUUCUGGGUUGUUACUCGAGCCCUGGCAAGGCCUUUUCCAUAUCCACCUCGCCAGGGUACCACCCAGCGACUUCAAUGCAUGUCUCAAAAAUGGAACCAACGGAAAGAUCGCUUGCGACAGCUUCUACAUUCUUAUUCUCAGCACGAGCAAGUCUUACUCAAAGACGAGUUCGAACAAGAAGACGCAGACGGACUUGCACUUGAUCGCCUCUUGCACGGCCAGACUGUCAUUGGACCGACCCCUCGUACGAAAGAGAUUGACUAUCUGAGAUUUGGAGACGCAGACUUGAAGGUUUUGGGCACCUUAGAGAGAGGCCAAUAUGGUGUUAUCGACGUUGUUUCAUACAGACAUAGCUGCGAUAAAGCAAAACUUUACAUUCGCAAAACCGUGUCCAAACCUUUUUCUCUCCGCACACGACAUCAGAACUCUCCAACUACUGAACGCCUUCUUCUCCUACUUGCACAUCGCACCAACACACCUUGGGCACCCCACCUCAUAGCCGCAUUCCACACUUCCACACAUCUAUCCCUAAUCAUACCUUAUGCUCCCCUCGGCAGUCUUUGGGACCUUCUAUCUUCAUCCCCAUUAUCACCAGUGCGGAUUAGGGAAGAAGAGCUGAAGUGGUGGGUACCGCAGGUGAUCUGCGCAAUCGCAUGGUGCCAUGAUCAAGGAUAUGCACAUCGCGACGUGAAACCCCAUAAUUUUGUUAUCACAGAGGAGAAAAAGAUUCUUAUCCUCGAUUUUGGUUCGGCAGCACCUGCGCACGGUUUAGAUGAGGAAGGGCAUAGAAUCCUAAGUAAAGAACACUGUCAAAUGCCCGUCGGAACAUGCGACUACGUCAGCCCGGAAAUACUGAAAGCUCAUGAGGUAGCUUUGGUGCAAUUAGAGCUGGAGGAGGACGCAGAAGUCACUAGCAGGUCAACACUCAGCAAUGGAGGCGCUAUAGGAAGGACUUUUUCAUCGGGACCUUUAACUCGCAAGGAGGACGAGGUGUAUGGUCUCGAGACAGACUGGUGGAGCAUGGGGGCGAUGGUGUACGAAUUGGCGUUUGGUAUUGCGCCAUUUUUCGCUGAAGACAUCGGGAAGACGUAUCUUAGGAUCAUGGACUUCAAGCGCAGUUUACGGUUCGAUACCGCCUUCGAUGAAGUCAUUUCAGAUGAGCUAAAGAAUUUAUUGAAAGGGGUUCUUACUGACGCCGAAUUUCGCAUUGGGAGGGAGAGAGGUCUAGAAGAAUUUAGGGAACAUCCGUGGUUCGACGGAGUGAAGUGGGACACUUUGCAUCAAGAACGUCCUCUUGAAGCCUUACAUCUACCGCAAUUCGUAUACGCCGACCCAAACCUCAACCCCACCCCGAACCAGGAUGACAUGUCCAAGCCACACCUAUCACACUCAGAAGGCUUCGCCUUUUCCGCUUUCUUCCAAUCUUCAUAUACCACCAUACCUACGAACAAUUCCAUUUUAGGGCCGCAGCAAGCUGUCGACGGGAACGACCAGGGUCCUGUAUUAUGUGGGGACGAUCCAGCUCUAGUGACACCUUCGCAAGCGCAAGACAGAAAACAAACAAUGAAUUGGUCGACGCCUGGGUUGUCAAUUCUACAUUCGCAUUCCUGCUCUGCGAACGAUAACUCCGCUGCAGCAUGGAUCGGUUUUUCAUGGGGGCCUAAGAGAGACGCUUUUACCCCUGAGACCGAGGCAGAGACCGAGAUCAAGCACCCCGCUCUGAAGCCACGGAGAAGUCACAGGAUAUCUUUAUCACCAAUUCCGAUAUCCACGCCUCAACUCACAAAUGAGAAACAUGGUACACCUUUCCGUACGCCUAUGCCCAUACCAACCUCGGGUGCUUUCAGGACACCCUUCCGAACACCUUAUCAGACACAGACCUUACCUAUCUAUGGCUACAGCGGUGGGGCUGGGAGGCUUUAUACGUCCAAUCCUCGUAUGGGCACCCCUGGUCCAAGGAUUGGGGUGACUUCGUUAACUGGAACGUGCAAGAGGCGACCUAUAUCGGAUAGACAGGCGAUGGCCAAGCUAGUCGAUUGCAUAGGGAUGAGCGCGAGGAAACGGGUUGAGGAGAGCGGAAGGAAGUGUAGGAUAUUGAACAUUGGCUUCACUCCGGCUGAUGCAGGGGACGGGGGAGGGGGCGGGGCUACAAGUAACGGAGCGAGAGGCUUUGAUUUGAAGAGGUUUGCGAGUGGCCUUGAUUUCGCUCCAUCGACUGGCGAAGCUGGCACCAGAGCCACUCGCGGGAAAAGUGAAGGAAGCGAAAAGAAACUGAGGUUUGCGCUGAAAGAUGACAUAGGCGGAGAUAAUGAAAAGUCAGGUUAUGCCGAAUAUUCGUCGCUGGCCUUCAGCGAUGUCAAUACCGUUGAUUGUGCACGCCGCCCCGACCUGAACAAUGGAAACGAGUCUGAGGGUGAACUAUUCUUCCAGUCCUCUCUUUCACAAUCUCGAUCGCAAAUAAGUCACCAAUCACGUUCACGGUCCCUAUCUCAUUCAUUUUCCCUUGAACAAGCGGAGGGGGAAACAGAGACGGAAGAGACAGACCUUGAAUCAACCACGACCACGUCAGUUCCACCUAGUCCAUCUCCCUCACCUCGCCCUGGAUCGGCUACAUCCGGCACCUUGCUUAGUGGUUUGGGAGGUUUGAGUGGGGGUGGAUGGGGGAGUUAUGGAAGGAGUGGAACUCCAACACUAACGAUGACAUUCUUUGGGAAGAAUGGCAGGGAGAAAUUUCUUCGCAGUACAUCAGCUACAGGCCAACGGAUCAAGAAUAAUCCCCGAACAAAUGAGUCGACAACGACGUCUGAGCGACUACACCAGUCGUCGUCUUCCUCAGCAGCUAGCUAUACCUCAGUGUUAGACGCCCCACUCGACGGGAUGGGAGAAAAGUAUGUAAAGUUGAUGAGAGAUAUAGAUAUUCUCGGGAGCAGGUUGAGGAGUGUUAUGAAUGCGCCCUAAGUUCGUGCUAUCAGGUCGGCUGGACCACGAGCGAACUGCGUAUUUCCAUGUAGCGUUUAGACCACUAUCCGAACG
Molecule: messenger RNA, 3034 nt
Organism: Marasmius oreades (fairy-ring Marasmius)
Lineage: Eukaryota; Fungi; Basidiomycota; Agaricomycetes; Agaricales; Marasmiaceae
Exons: 5
Coding region: 80-2959 (959 amino acids)
Biological process (GO): intracellular signal transduction; peptidyl-serine phosphorylation
Cellular component (GO): cytoplasm; nucleus
Molecular function (GO): protein serine/threonine kinase activity; ATP binding
Source: RefSeq, a predicted model, not a curated record